AUGCCCUUCUGGAAAACCGCUCAUCAAAGCAUAACCCGCAACCUUUUCUCCAUCAAAAGAAUGGAUCGCCUCAUAGUCUUCGACUUUGACGGUACCGUCACCCAACAAGACACUAUCAACUUUCUCGCUCAACUCCCCAUCUACUCUAACCAUCUCGGCCGCCUUCGAGAGGAGGCUCGCAAGAAGUGGAGGAACAUAGUCGACCUCUACGUCGCCGACCACGCAAAGCACAAGGAGUCAUACGUCCCCAAAGCCGAAGACAGAAAAACCUUGGCGGAGGAGCUGGCGUACCUGGAGAGCUUGAGAACGGUCGAAGUGGCGAGUGCGGAGAGGGUAGUCAACUCCAAGUUCUUUGCCUGGUUGACGAGGGAACAAUUUGUGGAGCUUGGGAGGCGGGCUAGAGAGAAUGGCGAGGAUCCAGAAUGGGAGGGGGGUGAAGGUGAAGGAGAUAUUGUAAGAGUGAGGAAGGGGUUCUCGGAGUUUGUGCGACAAGCUAAAGCGCGAGGAGAUAAGUUGGGGAUAGUGAGCGUGAACUGGUCACAGGCGUUCGUUGAAGGGGUGAUUGGGGCAGAAGAAGAAGAAGAAGAUGUUGAGGAUAGAGAUCAGGGUCAGUGUCAGGGUCACAAAAAAGGCUUCUUUGUCAAGAGGGUUAAUGAGAUUAAGUAUCCUGACGGAGAGCUGGAAGGACCGCGGGAGAUGGGAGGGAAGGUGAUGAUGACUGCUAGGGAUAAGUUGGAGGCUUUUGAGACGAUGUUAUUGGAUGAGGUUGCGGAUGGUGAUGGUGAUGGGGAGAAGAUCAAAGAGAAGCGUGGUAGAGGAAGCGUGUACUUUGGCGAUUCGGUGACGGAUUUGGAGUGUUUGUUGAGAGCGGAUACGGGGAUCGUGGUGGUGAAUGAGGGCGAGGAGGAGAAGAGCAAGUUGUUGGGCACUUUGCAGAGGUUGGGAUUCGAGGUGCCACAUGUGUCGGAAGCCCGACAGGGUGCAAAGUUGGCGUGGGCGAGAGAUUUUGAGGAGGUUUUGGGGAGUAAGAUUUUGGGCUGA
Molecule: messenger RNA, 1041 nt
Organism: Sordaria macrospora k-hell
Lineage: Eukaryota; Fungi; Ascomycota; Sordariomycetes; Sordariales; Sordariaceae
Source: RefSeq, a predicted model, not a curated record